Messenger RNA from Trichomycterus rosablanca, 2376 nucleotides. RefSeq names its product peroxisomal biogenesis factor 13 (gene pex13). The coding region runs from base 55 to 1284 and encodes 409 amino acids. Gene Ontology annotation, biological process: protein import into peroxisome matrix, docking. The record is from RefSeq and is a predicted model, not a curated record. Gene Ontology annotation, cellular component: peroxisome; peroxisomal importomer complex; peroxisomal membrane. Gene Ontology annotation, molecular function: protein binding. NCBI's taxonomy places the organism in Eukaryota, Metazoa, Chordata, Actinopteri, Siluriformes, Trichomycteridae. The transcript has 4 exons.
GCUGCUGUGGUGCGAGGUGUCGGUGUGUUUACAGUUAGCGUUUAGCUUCAAAAAAUGUCUCAUCCUCCUCCUAAACCUUGGGAAAGACGAAUUCCUGGAAGCGUAACUGCUCCGUUAAGCUAUCGCUCCACAGACUUAGGAAAUGGACCUAUGUCAUCAGGCCCUCCAACCAUGACACGUGUGGCCCCUCCGAUCCCCCCUCGCCCUGUCCAGCAGAGCUACCGUCCAGCCUACAGCUCGUUCCCGUCCUCCUACAGCCCCUUCAGCAGCUCACCAUACGGAGGCUACAGCCCGUACAGCUACGGCGGCUACGGCUACAACCACAACCAGAACCGCUUCCUCCAGGACGACGUCCCGCCGAGCCGCUUCGUGCAGCAGGCGGAGGAGAGCAGCCGAGGCGCCUUCCAGUCCGUCGAGAGCAUAGUCCACGCCUUUUCCUCUGUCAGCAUGAUGAUGGACGCCACCUUCUCGGCCGUCUACAACAGCUUCCGCGCCGUCCUCGACGUGGCCAACCAUUUCUCCCGCCUGCGCGUCCACUUCACCAAAGUGCUGUCCGCCUUCGCCCUGGUGCGAACCCUGCGCUAUCUGUACCGACGGCUGCAGAGGAUCCUGGGACUGAGGCCGAACGCAGAUGUCGAGGACCUCUGGGCGGACAGCACGGCAGGCACUGUGGUGCCAGCGGCCGGAGGAGCUGGGGGGAUCGAUGAUCCUAGAGGCGGUUCGGCCAAGUCUUGGCCCAUUUUUCUGUUUUUUGCAGUGGUUUUCGGGGGGCCGUAUCUGAUCUGGAAACUUCUGAGAUCCGAAGAGGCCACAGAGGAAACUGGUACUAACUGGGCAAACGGUGACAUUGACCACGUGGUAGGCAGAGCUGAAUACGACUUCACCUCCGCUUCUCAUGAGGAGCUCUCCAUCCAGGCCGGAGAUAUGCUGAACCUGGCUCCCAAGGAGCAACAGCCGAGGGUGCGCGGCUGGCUGCUGGCCAGCGUGGACGGCCAGACCACGGGCCUCGUCCCGGCCAACUACGUGAAGAUCCUGGGCAGGAGGAAGGGCACGAGGCAGGCGGAGCUGGAGAGACUGGCAGAGCUCCAGCAGGGGCAGCGGGUCGUGCAAUCGGGCCCGGGUCAGGUCACGAUCCCAGGACCGAGCGCGGCCGGUCAACCAGAGCAGGCGGAGCUGUUGGAGUCUGUGUACACAGAGAAUCCAUCACAUACAAACCCUGCCAGUAUAACAAACAGCAUUGAUACAAACUCUGCACUGGGGACUGUGGAUAAACUGGAUUUGUGAGUGUGUGUGUGUGUGUGUGUGUGGAGGGGGAGUUCCUCCACCUCUUUAUAGGUGAUUUGUGAAUGGGAUUAUUUGUGUUUAGGGCUGACAACGUAUCGCAAUAUUCAACAGCUUUCAAUAAUUGUCACGACUGUAUCAUUUAUCACAGUACAAUCGUGUUUGCUUUUAACUCUCAUUCUAUAAAUCUAGUGGUUUUUUAUUAUUAUUUUCAGCUCAGAGGACAGACACAGACUCGCCUCCAAGCCUACACAGAAUUCUAAAAUGCUUUUGCAUGUUGUCUAGGUCUUGGGUGGGUCGCAAGCCAAAGGGAAGUAACUUCCCGCAGAGGGAAGUAACAAUAAUUUUUAUUCAUAAAGCCAGAUGUCUGAGUGGAUUUUCUUUCGGGUUCUCGGUUUUGGGUGCUCCAAGUGCAACUGGACCUACUAAAAAUUGCCCUAAGUGUGAGUGAGUGUUUGAUCGACCUGACCAGGGUGUUUCCGGUCUUUAGUGGUGGUCUGGAUUCUGUAUCUGCUUCCAGUACACUCAUGCACUGACUGAUCAAAACUUUUCACCACAUGAGGGUCAUUUCCGGGCAUCCACAUGUAUCGGAUGUUUGUGUGAUGAUGUUAAGUGUAGAAAGGGCUUUCCAGUAGUAAUUCUGCUUAACAUCAAACGAGCAAAUCAAACGGUAGUAGUGUAUCAUUAAUGUACAGUCAUAUAAUUUAUCACUCAUUCUUUAUUUCAGAUUCAUUAUAAGGAUAAAGUCAACAGGAAAUAUACUGUAUAAUUAGAAUAGUUAUUUAAAUGUACUGUUUCAUUAAUUUACUGUAAGUACAAUAAUGUUCUGCACAAACAGGCUCCUGGAAACUGCUUUCAAUAAACCGGCAACUGUUUUUUUUUUUUUUCUUUUUCGUUCUGUUGUCUGAUCAUUAACAAGCAUGUAAUUGUGUAAAUAGAAUUAUUUUGACAGUAAAAUAUUUUCAGACUGAUAUCUGAUCUGUUGUCUUGUUUCCACCGUGUCCACACAGGAGAUUCUGAUACAGUAUUAGGACACAACAACCUCAUACCACGUUGUUGUGUUUGCCGGGUAAAUAAAUGUGUACAUUUUAAAUA